Molecule: messenger RNA, 4161 nt
Organism: Lymnaea stagnalis (great pond snail)
Lineage: Eukaryota; Metazoa; Mollusca; Gastropoda; Lymnaeidae
Source: the annotation of a GenBank genome assembly
ACCUUAUAAAUGUGAUAACUUAAAAUGGCGGCCUUGGCGAAGAACGUGAAGUUAUAUAGUAGGGUUGCACAUAUUUGUAUGCGCAUUACCGCUUCAAGACUAGGCGCUGUUGUUCUAGUUCGGAACAUUAAUUCUGACGACAGAUCACAGCAGUUGAAAUUACACAAAACAGUAAAGAAAAUUUGUUAAUUAAUCGUGCAAGUUGUUUGGCUAUUUUAGUUUUGAGUAUUGAAUAAUAUUAAAUAUUAUAUAGGCCUACUAUUGACAUCUGACCAUUCAAAUGAGUCAUGUUACUUAACUGUUACUCUUGAUUUUGCGUUGAUGUCCUAUCUAAAUAAAUAAGCUAGUCUUAAUAUUGAAUUGAUUAAAUGUUUUAACUUAAGACAUGUACAUAAAUAAAUGUAUUAUUGUGUACUCAUACUCAUAACACUGCAGGAUUGACAUUGAAUAUCAUUCAAAUUUUAUUUCCAAGACCUGAGUCAGCUUUCAUUAUUUUUUCUUAAAGCUUAUACUUAGAUAGGAUGAUACAUUUUGCACACUGACUAAUCUUUAAUUUAUGAUCUUUCAAGCUGUUUUUUAUCCUUCACAUGCAGAUGACCAAGGCAACUUUUCAAUUUGAGUAGUAGUAGUAGCCUUGACUUGAAUUUUGUUUAAAAUGAUGGAGAGUUGCUAAAUUUGUCAACCUCAUUAUCUUGUCUUUGCCUAUUUGAUUCAAUGGCAAGACUUAGUCAAGACGACUGGAAAUAAACCAGGAUGCAAUAGAUGAUCAGUAGUGUGUCUUGUGUGUUUCAGUUUCACUGUGCUCUUUAUGCAUUCUACAUGGCAGGAGUUAUUGAAAUUUUCAUUGUGUCAUUGUCAUACCGCCUACAGGACUCCAUCUGCAAGUUUUAGAGUUUGCCUCCUCUUAAAUGAUUAAGAACUAUCUAAGGUGAACGAGUGCCAUCCAUGCGGGGCGCUGUUAAUGUUGGCAUAGGUGUUUUCUGGUAAUUGAACUGCAGUCAACAAGCUUGGGAAUGACAGUUUAGACAGCUGUCAAAAGCUUAUAAUCCUUUAUAACUGCUUUUUUUUUCCAAUUAAAUGUGAGCAUUCCAAUAACAUAUUUAAAACUAGCCUAAACGUUGAAGUGUCACCUUACUUAUACCAUGUGUAAUAUUGUGUUAGUGUCCUUUUUGUUUCGCCAGAUUGAUUAUUGGCACUUGGAAUAGCUCUCACUCUCAAAAAAAUGAUAAACCAGUUUUUUUUAUAUUAUGGAAUAUACAGAGUAAAAACAUUCAUGUCAAUCAUUUUUACAAUUUUUGUGAGUUUUAAAUCUUAAAAUACAUUUUUAUCACAAUCCUCAUGGUGACUUAAUAAUAGAAAUUUGAAAGGGAUUCAUCUGUUUUGUUUAUUGCAAUUAACUUCAGUUUAUUUUUGUUCUUUUAAUCAACAGCUUGCCCAUUUUGAAAAUGUGCGACAAUUUAGCAGUGCAACUGUUACUGUUGCUGCUAUAGAAGCAAAAGUUUUGAAUGUUUGCAAAGCAUAUGAUAAAAUCAAUGCUGAAAAGGUACUUGCAAACUACUUCUUUAAAGAACUUAAGUAAGAGCAUUUCUCAAAUCAUAUUUCUACUCGGGUGUAAAUAUUUGUAUGUUUCUGUGGCAUGCAAAUUGAAAAUACAUAUUUGACAUUAGCCAAGGAAUGUUAUGUGUAACUUAAAAUUUGGAAACCCUUUAACCAGACCUGAAACAGAUAUUAACAUAUGUGUAUUUGAUGAAAUGCUCUUUCUUACUUCAUGAGUAACAUAAUUUUUCAAAUCACUUUUCACGUGUAAUAUGAUUUCAUUGCAGCCAUUCUUUCAACCUCAAAGAUGGUACUCAGGUAAAGCACCCCUCACUCUAGAGACAAUACAGAAACGUGUUGAACUGGUUUUGAAAUUGUAUGACAAAAUUAACCCUGAAAAGGUACUGAACUCAAAGUGGAUUUUCAAAACUGAGACUUAGGAAUUUAAAAAAAACAAUGGCUUUUUCCAGAUAUUCUUAUGGUCAUCAGAUGUUUAUAUUGAUAUUAAAUGCUAUUAAUUAUUUGUGAAUAAGUAAUGUUAACUCCUCUCCUUAUAACAUUUUUAUUGAUAUUAUGCCUUGUGACAGAGAAAUAUGUUGUUUCAAUAGAAAUGGGGAUAGUGUUGACAAUUGAAAAACUGGUUUGAUAUAUUUUAUUGACAUUUAUUUUAUUAUUUCCAAUAAUUGUUUUCAACCAUUAAAAACUUUUUUUAAUGUCAAAAAUAAUUUUAUUUUUAAUUUAAUGAUGGUAAUAUUUUGUUUCAUUUCAGCUAACAUUAGACUCCCAUUUUAUGAAUGAUCUUGGUUUGGACAGUCUUGAUCAAGUAGAAAUUAUAAUGGCGAUUGAAGAUGAGUUUGGUAAGUGGAGAUAAGUGAGCGUAAAUUAGUGUAUUGCCUUUUUCAAGAAAACCCUUCACUUAAUUAUGUAUAGUGUCAGAGUUCAUAAAACUGUAUUCCAUUUAGCAGCAUAAAAAAUGUAUUCCAUAUUCUAAGUAAUGUACCAUGGUGUUGUAUAUAUAAAUUUAAAAAGAACAACACUUUUAAACUCAAAUUAAUUUAGUAAUAAACUGAUUAACAUGAUCCAGUGAUAUCCAGAUUUUCUAAGUAGCAUUCUUAUUUAGCAAUAUUUUUAGUUUAACUUUUAGCUGUUAAUUAAUAUUACCGGUACCUAUGUUUUUUUAAUAAGGAUUUUGAAUAUUAUUUAUGUCAUUUGAAAUUUACAUCAGGUUUUGAGAUUCCUGAUGCAGAUUCUGAAAGGUUAAUGAGACCCCGAGAUAUUGUACAGUAUAUAGCUGACAAAGAAGACAUAUACCAUUGAGUGGGGAUUACAAUUUUUUGGAUAAAAUCUAGGUAUGUCUGUGGAACUUUACCUCAUUGUAAAUUUAUCACUUAUAAACCUUAAAUGGAUUAUAUUGGCAGUUGUUGCCAGGAAUUAGUCAAAAUGCACUUUACUAGCAAAAACUGCACUGGUGGUAUAGUUGAAGUUUCUACUUAAUGAGAUAUAUUUAUGUGAUGAAGAUGGUUCUGUUAUUGAGAUUAAUUUUUGCAUAUCAAACUAACAACUGAUGGAUAUAAUUUGAAUCAUAUGGGAGAGGUGUGUUUUGGGACCCUGGAAAUAUGCAUUUAGUCAGUCUGCAAAAAUGAGUUAAAACCAGACACACACUGUUGGGACUAUUAGUAAUCAUGAUGUGAUAGAUGAGUGGUGCAAUGAAACAAAUGAAGCAGUUCCCCCUCCCACUUGAGAACUGUAACAUAAUGAUAUUUGAUGUUACUUUGCAGCUGAAUGAAUAGGACCAUUUCGUGUCAGUGUAGUGAUAUAUAGAUAUACAUGUAGAGAGUGAGGAACUACUAGAGCAGCCAUAUUAUAUUGAAUGAAGAAGCAGUUGGGAAGAUUUGUUCUUGACUCUUAUGUUAUUUUCUAAAAAGAAAUUGAUGUAUUAUGACUGAAUUGUUUUUAAUCAUCAUUCUAUUAAUCAUCAGUUGUGAACAUUAUUCUUUGUAGUGCUAUAAGUAAAUAAAUAAGUGAUAUGUGAAUUCUUAGACUUACAGUAUUAUUACAGUUGUGAGAAAUAAUUAGUAGUUAACCCUCAACUGAUAUUCACUGAGGUAGCCACUCAGGUCAUAACAAGUUAUAACAGUAACAGUGAUAUCAGCAUUGGAAGAAAGGUUACAUUGGUUUUUAGAAAAUAGUGUAUAUUAAUAAUGUUAAACAGUUUUUUUUUGAAGUUCUCUCGUGUGACUUAUAAUUUCUGGUAUAAUUUCAGGUUUAAUUAGACUCUGACUGCCACAGACUGUACUGUGGGAAUAAGAUCCUGAAGUACAUGUCUUGUACCAAAUGUGAAAAGAUCCACAUUGUCUAUCAAUGUACAGUUUGUAGCAUAUAUCUAGUUUAAUAUACAAAAAAAUAAUUCUGUGGUAGGAAAUUGUUUGGCAGUUUGAAAAACUUAUGUUUGAGCUUAAUAUCUAAACAUAAACUAAACUUCAAGGUAUUGUUUCUGAUUGAAUAGACCAUUAAGUGAUAUUGAGUAGUUCCAUUUUGUUUUUGUUUGGUGGAAAAAAUUGUAUGAAUGGUAAUAUGCAUUAGACCAUAUAGUUUUAUUAUUUUUAAAACUACUUGAAAAUGAAU